Daktulosphaira vitifoliae (grape phylloxera) is the source of this 2526-nucleotide messenger RNA. RefSeq names its product MFS-type transporter SLC18B1-like. Gene Ontology annotation, molecular function: transmembrane transporter activity. NCBI's taxonomy places the organism in Eukaryota, Metazoa, Arthropoda, Insecta, Hemiptera, Phylloxeridae. The record is from RefSeq and is a predicted model, not a curated record. Gene Ontology annotation, biological process: transmembrane transport.
UUAUGUGAACGUUUUAAUAUCAUUCAAUAGCUCAUUCGCAAUCACUAUCGACUAAAUUAUUUUUACUUUAACAUAAAAUAUUAUUGAUACAUUUUCGUCAAUAAGUGUUAUUGUUUUUCUUAAUCGAUUGUUAAAUUUUAUUUUUUACAGUUUACAUUAACUUUUAGUAACUGACAAGACCACGGGAUAUGCUUGUCGACGAAUCUAGACAUCAACAUUAUACAAAUCAUAUUAAGUUCCAGAGCUUAACGAAUUUACCAUGUGGUCUGGAAACAAACAACAAUAUUGCACCUGGUACGUGUGUGGACGAGGAAGACGUUAGUGGAGAUGAUGAUGAACACAUACGAGGGUUCUUGGAAUAUGAAAAAUAUACAACUGAAAAUUUCGAUUCUAAUUAUUAUUUAAAGAUCGAUCAAGAGAGUAAAGUUAGCAAUUAUGGAAGCUCAAUCGGUGAAAAUAAGAUUAGGAUUGAAUAUCCUCCAAAAUUUCGAAAUGCCCGUAGCAUGUCACUCACAAUGGAAAGAAAUGCUUUUUGUGAAAUUUGUCGCAUAUCCCGCAGUCCAGUUCCCUUUGACUUGGGAUCUGCAGGUGGAUGCGGUGGCGACGGCCUUGCCAAUUUGGACGAUGAAAAGAACGUCACUCGGUACUUUGGAUUCACAAUCAAACAGUACAUGGCGCUUUUUUCUCUCGCUUUGGUUGACUUCCUUGGAUUUUGUUCCAUGUCCGUUUUGGCCCCUACUUUUCCAAAACAGGCUGAAAACAAAGGUAUGACAGUAACAGAAGCUGGUUUUGUGUUUAGUUUCUUUGCUCUAGUCAUGGUUCUUUUGUCUCCUGCAAUGGGAUCACUUAUGCCAAUAUUUGGUACCAAAUGUUUAUUUAUAUCCGGAGUUUUUAUAUCGGGUGUGUGCAAUGCAUUAUUCGGAUUUUUACCGAUGAUUGAAGACAACUUUCAAUUCAAGAUUCUAUGUUUUGUAGUUCGUGGAUUGGAAGCUAUCGGCGCCAGUGCUUUUUCAACAUCGAGUUUUGUAUACGUAAUACAACUUUUUCCAGAUAAUGUCAGUAGUGUUUUAGGUAUACUAGAAACUUUUGUUGGUUUGGGAAUGAGUGUAGGACCUGCUAUAGGUGGAUUACUAUCUUCGCUUGGAGGAUAUGCUAUGCCAUUUUAUGUUGUAGGAUUUUUAAUGAUAGCAACAGUUCCUCUACAUGUAUAUUUGAUGCCCCCUAUUAAAGAUGGGGCUAAAGCCUCUCAUGCAGUAGGCAGUAGAUCAAAAGGUAUUGUUAAAUUACUUUUAAUACCUUCAGCAUUUGUAGUCGGUGCUAUAAUAACAGUCACGUCAAACUUUUGGGCAUCUCUUGAUCCUACAUUAGAGCCGCAUUUAAGAGAGAUGGGAUUAUCUACUGACGAAGUUGGACUCGUGUUCCUAUUCUGUUCUAUAUUAUAUGGUGUAUCUAGCCCUUGUUGGGGUUAUUUAGCUGACAAAUACAACAACCACUGGUCAAUGAUGGCUGUUGGAUUAAUAGCGUCUGCUGUUGGAUUAUUUAUAUUAGCUCCUUUGCCAUGGUUACCAGUGCGUGAUGAUGUUCUUUGGAUGAACUUAGUUGGCCUUGGAAUUCUAGGUAUAUCGGCAUCUUUGACAAUGAUGCCAGCAUUCAAUUUCGUAUUAUCAGGAGCAAUUGAGAAUGGAUUUCAAGAGAGUAUUUCAACAUUUGGUACCGUUGCUGGAUUUUGGUCAUCGGCUUAUUCGCUUGGAGAUAUGACGGGACCAUCGUUGGGAGGAAUAUUACUAGAAAAUUUUGGAUUUUCAAUAUGCAUGACAACCAUGGGCUUUAUUUGUUUAAUAGUAGGAAUAAUGGCAAUUAUGUUUUUUGGCAAAAAAAAAAAAAAAAAACGUCCGCGCACCAUCUCGGAUAAGAGCCCACUGAACGACCCUCGCAAUGUACAGCCCAGAUAUAAUUCAUUGAACGACGAUCGUGGAGGAUCGAUGAUUAAUUGUAAUUUUGCAUGUAAAACCGAGACCACCGAAGUGUGAAUAAAAUCUGUAGGUGCUCAUGACAUAAAGUCAGAAAGUACCUAUUCUAAUCUUUACUAUCUUAUUAUACCCCCACUAUACACGUACAUUAUCUAAAUUCUCCAAAAACAUUUUUUUAAUUCAAGUACAUAUAAGGAGUUACAAACAUUUGCAUAACAUAAAUAUUCUAUCAUAUUGUUUUUUAUUGUGAGUCAUAAUAUUAUCAGAUAAAAGUUCGAAAAUGUAAACAUAUUGAAAAACCCCUCAAAAAUAAUUAGAUAACAUUCAGUUCAAAAUCUAUUUUUCACUUAAAUAAUUGCGUAGUUAUAAAAUUUAAUUCAACUUAACUAAAUCGACCAUUUUAAUCAUUUUUACGCCUUUAUUUUAUUUUCACUUUAUGAUCAUUUUUAUUAUCUCAUUUUUAUUCUAAACCAAAUGGUUUAAUUUUAAGUUAAAUAUUUUUACAUACAUUUUAGUUAGAUUUGACAGAGUAGAUGUAUAGUCAUCAUCAAUUUUU